Messenger RNA from Ornithorhynchus anatinus (platypus), 2681 nucleotides. RefSeq names its product zinc finger and BTB domain containing 17 (gene ZBTB17). Gene Ontology annotation, molecular function: DNA-binding transcription factor activity, RNA polymerase II-specific; RNA polymerase II cis-regulatory region sequence-specific DNA binding; protein binding. The transcript has 15 exons. Gene Ontology annotation, biological process: regulation of transcription by RNA polymerase II. Lineage: Eukaryota; Metazoa; Chordata; Mammalia; Monotremata; Ornithorhynchidae. The record is from RefSeq and is a predicted model, not a curated record. The coding region runs from base 54 to 2555 and encodes 833 amino acids.
CCUCCGCCCGCGCCGGGCCGUGAUGCGCCUCCCUCCGCGCCGGGGCCCGGGACAUGGCAGAAGAAGAAACAGAGGCCCAGAAGGGUUCAGGACCCACUGAGCGCCCUGUGCGCUUUGUCCCCCCAGCCAUGGACUUCCCCCAGCACAGCAGGCAAGUCCUGGAGCAGCUGAACCAGCAGCGGCAGCUGGGCCUUCUGUGCGACUGCACCUUCGUGGUGGACGGCAUUGACUUCAAGGCCCACAAAGCGGUGCUGGCGGCCUGCAGCGAGUACUUCAAGAUGCUCUUCGUCGACCAGAAGGACGUGGUGCACCUGGACAUCAGCAACGCCGCAGGCCUGGGACAGGUGCUGGAAUUCAUGUACACAGCCAAGCUGAACCUGAGCCCCGAGAAUGUGGAGGACGUGCUGGCCGUCGCCGGCUUCCUCCAGAUGCAGGACAUCGUCAGCGCCUGCAACGCGCUCAAGACCCUGACUGUGCCCUCCACUGCCGCCGGCCCCCCGGAGCCCUCUGAUGGGCACAGAGAUGAGCCGAGGGUCGACGCAGAGGGGCAGAAAGCUGCUGCCGGGGCCGCCCCCACCCCCCCACCCAGUGAGCUGGACGCACCAGAGGGCACACCCGCUGCGGACCCCGGCGUGGAGGAGGCAGUCCGGGAUCCCGACAAGCCCGCAGACAGUGCCGGCCAUGGGGACGGAGGGACAGGUGCGGACCAGGAGGCCAGGGACGACGCCCUCGCUGCAGCCCUGGAGCAGCCGCCCACGGAGCCCGGAGCCCCAUCCUCUGGCCCCCAGCCUGGUCAGAUCCCUUCCCCACAGAGCCUGGAGCUAGAAAUGGAAGUGGAACUGGUGGAGAAAGAUGACGAAGGGAGGGAGAUGAAGGCCCAGGAGGAGGCAGAGGUGGAGGCGGAGGCCGGCCCGAGGCUGGAGAACGGAGCCCACCUCGACGAGAACGACGAGUCCUGGGGAACCGACUCGGGCCAGGAGAAUGCCUCCGAGGCCCGGGUCCUCCGCUCGGGCACCUACAGCGACCGCACGGAGUCUAAGGCCUACGGCUCCGUCAUCCACAAGUGCGAGGACUGUGGCAAGGAGUUCACACACACGGGGAACUUCAAGCGACAUAUCCGGAUCCACACGGGCGAGAAGCCCUUCUCCUGCCGCGAAUGCAACAAGGCCUUUUCCGACCCUGCCGCCUGCAAAGCCCACGAGAAGACACACAGCCCGCUGAAGCCGUACAGCUGCGAGGAGUGUGGGAAGAGCUACCGGCUCAUCAGCCUGCUGAACCUGCACAAGAAGCGGCACAGCGGGGAGGCCAAGUACCGCUGCGAUGACUGCGGCAAGCUCUUCACCACCUCGGGCAACCUGAAGCGGCACCAGCUGGUCCACAGCGGCGAGAAGCCCUACCAGUGUGACUACUGCGGGCGCUCCUUCUCCGACCCCACCUCCAAGAUGCGUCACCUGGAGACACACGACACCGACAAGGAGCACAAGUGUCCCCAUUGCGACAAGAAGUUCAACCAGGUGGGCAACCUGAAAGCACACCUCAAGAUCCACAUCGCUGACGGGCCCCUCAAGUGCCGGGAGUGCGGGAAACAGUUCACCACCUCAGGGAACCUGAAGCGGCACCUGCGGAUCCACAGUGGUGAGAAGCCUUACGUGUGCGUGCACUGCCAGAGGCAGUUUGCCGACCCAGGUGCCCUGCAGCGCCACGUCCGCAUCCACACGGGGGAGAAGCCAUGCCAGUGCCUGAUCUGCGGGAAGGCCUUCACCCAAGCCAGCUCCCUCAUCGCCCACGUCCGCCAGCACACCGGGGAGAAGCCCUACGUGUGUGAGCGCUGCGGCAAGAGGUUCGUCCAGUCGAGUCAGCUGGCCAACCACAUCCGCCACCACGAUAACAUUCGCCCACACAAGUGCAGCGUGUGCAACAAGGCCUUCGUGAACGUGGGCGACCUGUCCAAGCACAUCAUCAUCCACACGGGAGAGAAGCCAUUCCUGUGUGACAAGUGUGGGCGCGGCUUCAACCGCGUGGACAACCUGCGCUCCCACGUCAAGACAGUCCACCAGGGCCAGGCGGGCAUGAAGAUCAUGGAGCAGGAGGGUGAUGAGGUCAACAUAGUCACCGUGGCUUCGGACGACAUGGUGACCCUGGCCACCGAGGCGCUGGCCGCCACGGCGGUCACCCAGCUGACGGUGGUGCCCGUGGCGGCGGCGGUGACGGCGGACGAGACGGAAGCACUUAAAGCCGAAAUCACUAAGGCUGUAAAGCAAGUGCAGGAAGCAGACCCCAACACCCAGAUCCUGUACGCCUGCGAUUCGUGCGGGGACAAGUUCUUAGACGCCAACAGUCUGGCCCAGCACGUGCGCAUCCACACGGCCCAGGCUCUGGUCAUGUUCCAAGCCGACACGGACUUCUACCAGCAGUACGGCCCGGGCACCGCCUGGCAGGCGGACCAGGUCCUGGGGGCCGGCGAGCUUCUGUUCCGGGCGCGGGAGGGGCCCGAGGUCCAGCCCGCCCUGGCCGAACCCCCGCCCGCCCCAGAAUGCCAGCCGUCGGCCGAGUGAGGGGUGGGAGACGCCCCCUUUCCGGACUGCUUAUUUAAAGAUGGACGCUGUGGCCCGAGGGAAGCGGCCUCUGGGCAUCGGGCCUGCCCCCCGCCAGCGGAGAAUAAAUCACCUUAUUUUCUAAGA